This is a messenger RNA of Clupea harengus (Atlantic herring), 8441 nucleotides long. RefSeq names its product STAG2 cohesin complex component b (gene stag2b). Gene Ontology annotation, molecular function: chromatin binding. NCBI's taxonomy places the organism in Eukaryota, Metazoa, Chordata, Actinopteri, Clupeiformes, Clupeidae. Gene Ontology annotation, biological process: sister chromatid cohesion. Gene Ontology annotation, cellular component: nucleus; chromatin; cohesin complex. The record is from RefSeq and is a predicted model, not a curated record.
UAUCUAUAAAAUGGCGGAAAUGGUUCUGCAAGUUUGUAGGUUUAGCUAGCUAUUUUUGUUGGUCUGCUAGCUUUAGCUUGCUAGCAACAUUUGCGGAGAUGUGGGAAUUCAAACGAGAAAGAAAGUCGUCGCUUUUUGAUCUAUUAGGUGCGACUUGGUUUUGUGGAACUCUGUUCUCAGGCGAUAUUAUGAUUUUCACCACCUCUUUGUUAUUAUUAGUCGACCCGUAGUGGACAACAGGAUCUGUUAUUUAUAAACUCCGAUGCCCGUAAGCUAAGCUAUCUAGCUAACAGUUAUUGAAACUCAAAUUCAGAGGCAAGAUGGAGGACGCAAGGACGAGGUGUUUUUCCACGUAUAAUUAUGGUAGCUUAUGGGAGCUUCCGGGAGUCACCCACUCGUAAAAUGUUUUGUCAUUAUUAGCACGUAGUAUUUUAAUUAAAUCGAACAAGUCGCCGCCGUGACAUGAGAUUCGUGCGAAUGACAUCAAAACAAAUAUGGAGAAUCACGAGAACUGCCUCUUGAGUGGGUCCAAGAUGGAGAUUUGUCUCCUCUGUGAUUCUCCCUUGCUAAUGUUAGUUAAUCGUCAGUUACAGCCACUGGUUUCAUAUUAAGCUCUUCGGAGUCUUACACGAUUUAACGCAAAUGUUACGUUGUGCGAUAAGAAGGCAUGCGUGUGUCCAAGGAAACGGUAUACUUCCAUAGCCAGUGUUAAAUCAGGAGGAAAUAGGCUUAGUGGGUAUUGCUAACCAGCUAGCUAGCCUGGUUGCUAGCAUAGCUAGUUAACAUUAGCAGGGGAAACCAACAGUAUUACAUAUAUUUAUUCGUGGAGGAAGUGUGUAGUUGAUUCUCAUAGAUGAAUGAUCAUGUGCCGCGCAUAACGUUAUUUUGGUUUAUUUACUUUCCGAGACAAAAGCACCAGAUUACCGGCCAAUCGUUGUUUUUUCCCCUCGGUCGAUGGCCAAGUAGCAUUAGAACAUAUAGGUUGAAAAUACAGGCAGUACAAGCCAGCGUUACUCGGCUCGAGCCAGCCAGAUAGCGAGACUGCUUAGGCCGCGACAUAAAAAUGACAGGAACCGGCUAUCAGCUAGUGAUAGGUUACCUAACCCCGUGAUCCAAUCAGAACAAAUUAACAAUAACGCGGGAACAGUCGAAAGAUGAGACACCGCUGGAACAGUCCCCUGUGAGAUGACCUGAUUCGGGCGAAAAAGUAGUGUAUGUGAGAUACGGAUUUAGUUAGCCGUGUGUAUGUUGGCUAGCUUUGUUUGGCGCCACUUUUCUUAAACGACGUAUGGACUAUGGUCCCGUUUGUAUGUGCUGAAGUAUAACUCGUAGUAAGAUGCAUGCUGCUUUCCAUUGUCAAAUGUAUCAGUACAGUAAUACCUUAUGAAGUAUUUAUGGAGGACGUGCUACCUUAACAUAAAAGAACAACAGCAAAUUAAGCAAUGUAAAUGUUGCUCUAGGUUUAUGGAUAUUGACCAAUAAAGAUAUAUGAUAAUUUCGUGAGUGUGUAAUAUGCAAACGUCGAUGCAUUUGUCACUCCAUACAAUGUAAAAUAAAGAGGCACCUUUCCCUGUCGAAAUAAAGCGCUAAAUAUGUUGCUUGUCUCUGUGGUUGAAUAUAUACGAGUUAUCGGUGCUAGUUAGCUAACGAUGAGUAGGUAUUAAAUUGGGGCAAAUUGCUGUGAAACAUGUUGUAUCAAGUUCCGAUGAGUUAUGAAAUAUAACAUUACUUUUAGCCACACCCUGUUCACUGGGAACCCACAAUGAGGGUCUAUAUAGGAUGUAAGGAAUUGGUGAGCGCCACCUUUUUACACGCCCGUUGUAAACUGUUGCAAACAUAUUGUUAACAGCAGAGGUUGCAAAAUCGGCUGGGAGAAACAAAUUCACAUUAUUGAGUCGGUCAGAGGACUUUUUAUAUGCGUCAUUUUAGAGCCGUGAUGUAGUUGCUUUCUCUAGGUUUUUGUCUUAUUUACGUCCACACAAGCAGAUGGUUGAUUCUGAUUGGCCAACGUGAACAUGCAGGGCGGAUAGAAUACUUCCCUAUAAGGAGGUGGAGGGCUGUCGGUUUCCUUUCUGGUGAAGUUUCUUGGAAACCGUGACGAAGUGGCCAAUGAGCGCACAGCUGAUUCCGAGGGACGUCGUGGUCCACGCCCCCUUGUUUUUAUUUCGGGUUGUGCUGUUUCCCUGGCUGGCGCAGGCCUCGGCUUGUGUCUGAGGAACGGCCUGGAGGAAAGACCCACAACGGGGUCUAUCACUCAAAUUCGUGGAUAGCAAUGAAGCCCUUACAAACGACUAAAGAACAGCAAACAGGAAGACAAAAAGGAGACACUUUCAACAACGGACAUCGAUGUGAUAGUGGGAGAAUUUCAGCAGGUCAUAUGCAACUGAUAUCGCCGCCCCCUGGUCUUUGUGUCUUAUGACAGCUGGAAGAACUUAAUAAGUUGAGUUGUUACAGAAGAUGUUAAAGAAAUGAUAGCAGCACCAGAAUUGCACACGGAGUUUCAUUAUCCUCAGGACACGGAUACACGCUUCUCCUCGGACACAGAUUUCGAUGAUCUCGAUGGCAGGAUUGCAACCCAAGGCAAAGGGAAGGCGAAGAAGGGGAAGAAAGCCCCGGGUGAGAGGGGCAAAGGGGCAGUAGGCAAGGGCGGAGGUGGCGGCCGCAUGAAUGGACACCACCAGGAAAACGGCAUGGAGAACAUGAUGCUGUUUGAGGUGGUCAAGCUGGGCAAGAGUGCCAUGCAGUCUGUCGUCGAUGACUGGAUCGAGGCGUACAAGCACGACCGGGACAUCGCACUCCUCGACUUGAUCAACUUCUUCAUUCAGUGCUCAGGGUGCAAAGGUGUGGUCAGCAGUGAGAUGUUCCGGCACAUGCAGAACUCCGAGAUCAUCCGCAAGAUGACAGAAGAGUUUGAUGAGGACAGCGGCGACUACCCUCUCACCAUGUCGGGGCCGCAGUGGAAGAAGUUCAAGGCCAGCUUCUGCGAGUUCAUCGGCGUCCUGGUGCGGCAGUGCCAGUACAGCAUCAUCUACGACGAGUACAUGAUGGACACGGUCAUCUCACUGCUCACCGGACUCUCUGACUCGCAGGUCCGCGCCUUCAGGCACACCAGCACACUCGCAGCCAUGAAGCUGAUGACGGCCUUAGUGAAUGUGGCGCUCAACCUCAGCAUCAACAUGGACAACACGCAGCGCCAGUACGAGGCCGAGCGCAACAAGAUGAUCAACAAACGCGCCAAUGAGCGGCUGGAGCUGCUGCUGCAGAAGCGCAAAGAGCUUCAAGAAAAUCAGGAUGAAAUUGAAAACAUGAUGAAUGCAAUUUUCAAAGGUGUCUUUGUCCACCGAUAUAGAGAUUCGAUCGCCGAGAUCCGUGCCAUCUGUAUCGAGGAGAUCGGCGUGUGGAUGAAGAUGUACAGCGAUGCCUUCCUCAACGACAGCUACCUGAAGUAUGUGGGCUGGACCAUGCACGACAAGCAAGGCGAGGUGCGACUGAAGUGCCUCACUGCUCUGCAGGGCCUCUACUACAACCGUGAGCUCAACAGCAAGCUGGAGCUCUUCACCAGCCGCUUCAAGGACCGGAUUGUAUCUAUGACGCUGGACAAGGAGUACGACGUUGCUGUGCAAGCAAUAAAACUUCUCACUCUGGUGUUACACAGCAGCGAUGAGGUCCUGACUCCCGAGGACUGCGAGAGCGUCUAUCACCUGGUCUACUCCGCUCAUCGGCCGGUUGCCGUGGCAGCUGGAGAAUUCCUCUAUAAAAAGCUCUUCAGUCAUCGGGACCCUGAAGACGACAGCAUGCCCAAGAGGCGAGGCCGCCAGAGCCUGAACGCCACCCUCCUCAAAACCACCGUCUUCUUCUUCCUGGAGAGUGAGCUUCACGAGCAUGCAGCCUACCUGGUGGACAGCCUGUGGGAGUGUGCCGCUGACCUGCUGAAGGACUGGGAGUGCAUGAUCAGCCUGCUGCUGGACGAGACCUUACCGGGGGAGGAAGCUCUGACGGACAGGCAGGAAACGGCCCUGAUCGAGAUCCUGCUGUGCACCAUCCGCCAGGCGGCCGAGUGCCAUCCGCCCGUUGGUCGUGGCACAGGGAAGAGGGUGCUGACAGCGAAGGAGAAAAAAACACAGCUGGAUGACAAGACGAGAAUGACCGAGCUCUUCGCCGUCGCCCUGCCCCCUCUGCUGGCUAAGUACUCCGUGGAUGCAGAGAAGGUGACCAACCUGCUGCAGUUACCGCAGUUCUUCGACCUGGAGAUCUACACCACGGGGAGACUGGAGAAGCACCUGGAGUCGUUGCUGAGACAAAUCAGGGAGAUCGUGGAGAAGCACACGGACACGGACGUCCUGGAGGCCUGCUCCCGGACCUUCCACUCGCUGUGCAACGAGGAGUACACCAUCUUCAACCGGGUGGACAUCGCCCGCAGCCAGCUCCUGGACGAGCAGGUGGACAAGUUCACCCGGCUGCUGGAGGACUUCCUGCAGGAGGGAGAAGACCUAGAUGAUGACGACGCGUACCAGGUGUUGUCCACACUCAAGAGAAUCACUGCUUUCCACAAUGCUCACGACCUCUCCAAAUGGGACCUGUUCUCCAGCAAUUAUAAGUUACUGAACUCUGGCAUAGAGAACGGGGAUAUGCCUGAACAGAUUGUGACCCAUGCGCUCCAGUGCACACACUAUGUAAUCCUGUGGCACUUAGCCAAGGUCUCCGAUGGCACCUCCAAAAAGGAGGACAUGGUGACCCUGAGGAAGCAGAUGAGGGCCUUCAGCUUGAUGUGUCAGCGUUACCUGACCAACGUCAACACGGCCGUCAAGGAACAGGCCUUCACUAUCUUGUGUGACAUGCUGAUGAUCUUCAGUCAUCAGAUCAUGUCCGGCGGUCGCGAGGCCAUGGAGCCUCUCGUCUACAGCCCAGACUCCUCUCUCCAGGCGGAGCUGCUAAGCUUCAUACUGGACCACGUCUUCAUCGACCAGGAUGAUGAUAGCACUGAUGGACAACAAGAUGAUGAAGCUGGGAAGAUAGAGGCACUGCACAAGCGGAGGAACCUCCUGGCCGCCUACUGCAAGCUCAUCAUCUACAACGUUGUGGAGAUGAACACCGGAGCGGACAUAUUCAAGCAGUACAUGAGGUAUUAUAACGACUACGGAGACAUCAUCAAGGAGACGAUGAGCAAGACGAGACAGAUCGACAAGAUCCAGUGCGCCAAAACCCUCAUCUUGAGCUUGCAGCAGCUGUUCCAUGAGAUGAUGUCAGAUCUGGGCCACAACUUCGACCGCUCGUCCUCGUCCUUCUGCGGGAUCAAGGAGCUGGCGCGACGCUUCUCCCUCACCUUCGGCCUGGACCAGGUCAAGACCCGAGAGGCCAUCGCCAUGCUGCACAAGGACGGCAUAGAGUUCGCCUUCAAGGAGCCCAGCCCGCAGGGGGAGGGCAACCCGCCCGUCUUCCUGGCGUUCCUGGACAUCCUCAGCGAGUUCUCCUCCAAGCUCAUGAGACAGGACAAGAGGACUGUACACACGUACCUGGAGCGCUUCAUGUCGUUCCAGAUGACGCUGCAGAGGGAGGACUGCUGGCUGCCCCUCAUCUCCUACAGGAACUCGCUGCAGGCGGGCGGAGACGACGACACCAUGUCGGUGGUCAGCGGCAUCAGCAGCCGCGGCUCCUCCGUCAGGAGCAAGAAGGCCAAACCUGCCACGGGCAAGAGGAAAGUGGCCGAAGAGGACAGCAGCAGCUGCAGCAGCGACAUGUGGCUGAACCGCGAGGCGACUAUGCAGACGCCCGUGAUGAUGCCCUCGCCGCACCUGACCUCCACAGCCAUGCGCGACCCCAAGCGCAUGCGGCCCGAGGACAGCUACAUGGGCGUCUACGGCAUGGCGCCCGACCAGUCGCCGCAGCCGCCCACCCCGCAGCCCCAGCCGCCGCAGCAGCAGCAGCAGCCCCCCACGCCCCAGCAGCACCCCCACCCGCAGACCCCACAGCCGCAGCACCACCACCAGUCUCCCAUGGACUACAACACCCAGGUGUCCUGGAUGUUGGCCCAGCGGCAGCAGGAGGAGGUGCGGCAGCAGCAGGAGCGCGCCAUGAACUACGCCAAGCUCAGGAGCAACCUGCAGCAUGCCAUUCGCCGGAACACAGGCCUCAUGGAGGAUGACGAGGAGCCAAUCGUAGAAGACGUGAUGAUGUCAUCGGAAGGUCGCAUCGAGGAUCUCAACGAAGGAAUGGACUUUGACACCAUGGAUAUUGAUCUGCCACCAUCGAAAAACCGCCGGGAGAGGUCAGAGCUGAAGCCCGACUUCUUCGACCCCGCGUCGAUCAUGGACGAAUCUGUUCUUGGAGUUUCCAUGUUUUAAGAUAAUAUUUGGAGGAUGAAGAGACAUUUUGAGAGCUUGUAGAUGCAGUACAGAUGUAUUUUCUUAAAGAGAAUAUUUCUGGUCUGGGCUCAAUGGACUUCAGGGCAUCCCGAGACAGCGUUGAUCGGAGGGGACUUGCUUAAAAUCAGUCAAACAGACAAAAUAAACAAAAUAUUUGCAGUCAUUGGGUAAGCUUUUCCCUGCAAGGUUAAAAUGGUGGCGGCCAGAUCAUGAACGCUAUGAAAAGUUGUAUUUGUCUGCCACAUUUGAAUAUAAUAAAUAUAUUUCAAAAUGGAGCAAAUGCCAUCUUGUUUUAAGAAAUAAUUCAUGAGGUUGCUCAGACUUGUGGAAUUUCUUUAACAAAAAGAAAAAAAUGAAUGCGUCUUUUGUAACUUAAAGAAUUUGUUUAAUGUAUAGCCCUUUUGUAAUAGUAAGUAAUCAGGUGUAAAGUAGUAAUUUAUAAACUGGUUAUUCAUCAUAGUAUGUAUUGAGAUUUUAACUGAGCUUUCCUUUAUGUAAAAAACUGGAGGGUGUCCUCCAGAUCUAUUUUGUGUUCGUUCUUCUGUUUUAUUCUUGAUUUUUAUUUUUUUUUUCAUUUCAUUUUACCCUACCCUACCGAUGCAGUGACAUAGCUGACACAUGGUAAACACUGAAAAGGUGGUGCAGUUAACUCUUGCCCUGUUGAAAGAUUUCCAGAGAAUAACAGAAUAGGAAGAAACCAUGGAGUUUCAACGACCAAACACACCCAAAGACUUCAACAGUUCGCUUGUCCUUUCUGGAAAGAGAAAUUAUUACAUUUUCAGUGGAGAGCUUUCCAGUCGUGCCAUUGUGUUGCUACCUGCAAGAGCAAACCUGAGUUGUCUAUUGGCUGAGAAGAAAGGGAAAAACAAACCUUUUUCCUCAAAUUCAGCUUAUUAGAGUGUUGAAGUAGGUAUCACAUUUUAAAUAAAUAAAUAAAUAUAAAUUUGGUGCUGAUUUUAUAUUUGUGUGUUAAUUUGUUUUGUCUUGAUUUUGAACACCAACCUAGAGGUCUUUUGAAAUGUAUAAGAGGGUGUUUCAAGAUGAAAGCAUGUAUAGUCAUGCAUUAAGGAAGAUUUUUAAAGUUUGUAUUUUAUAUUGUUUUGUGUCUUUUCUCUAUGUUUUGUCUUAAGAAGUCUGGGUUUAUACUUUCUUUCCUAAAUGUAAACAUGACAUUCAGCUUUCCAAGAUAAGAAAACUCUCCUAAAAUAUUUAAUCAAAAGAAAUUAUCAUGUCAAUUAACCUCUUAUUUUAAUGUACCUUUGAAUUGCUUUGGCAGCUAAACAAAGCUAAACUAUGACAUUAACUUAUAGUACAUACUUGUACAUUCUAUGAAAUGUUUUGUCUAAGGUAUAUACUUUUUAAUCAUUCCAUGCCUUGGCCUUAAAACACGCUUGUAAAAAUGUUCUCAAAAAAUGAGAUCUUCCAAUGUACCUAACUAAUGUUGAACGUUUGCCAUAUUGAACUCCUGCAAAAUACCCCCUAAAUUCAUUUAAAACUCAAGUGUAUGGCUACUGAAAGUAAAGACGUUUGUGUGAUUUACUUCAGUGAAUAUUUGGGUAAGAGAGAGUGAUGAUUUUUGUGUUUUGUCACACCACUACAUUGGCAGAACUGCUGAUUAGAUUGUGUAAAUAUACAUGCAGAAAUAUACAUGCAUUUUAACGUAAAGCUUUAUUUUCAGAUGUCUGUUUUCUUUGUUAACAUUUCUAAGUAUGUUAUUUACCCUCAUUACAGAUGUACCCACACAAACAAUUUUACCUAUUGUUUCACCCUCUGUCAUUCACUGUACUGAUUUUGAUUUGUAUCUGUCUGAAGACAGUAACUUUUUAAAAUAAAACAAACUUCCUUUGUGUGACUAAGUACCAGGGAUUGUUUUUAAGAUGUUUAUAAUAUACAUAAACGUCUGAGUAUUACAAUGUGGAUUGUUUUACCCUUUAUAUUGUAUAUUUAGCACAAAUGUACCUUUGAUAAAUUACUGUCUGCAAAAUGUGUCUCACAGGUUGAGAUAACUUCAGUUAGCUGUUUCAGUGUGUAAAAGAAUAUUUUCCAUUUCAAAUAUUUAAAUAAAAUCGUUAAUAUGUA